Messenger RNA from Prorocentrum cordatum, 1397 nucleotides. NCBI's taxonomy places the organism in Eukaryota, Dinophyceae, Prorocentrales, Prorocentraceae. The record is from the annotation of a GenBank genome assembly.
AUGCUGCCGGUGCGGCUCUCUUCCGGGAGCUCCCUCGACGAGACGCGCGGGGCUGCCGGAGAGCACGCGCCGAGGCAGAACCCGGCGCUCCUCCGGCGCGCCUUCGCCAGCUCGGGGGCGGAGCUGGGCGCUCCAGCGGCGCAGGGCGCGCUCGCCGCGCUCGCGGACCCCGAGGACGCCGGCCCAGGGCGACGUGGGCCGUGCAGGGAGGGCCGCAGGGGCUGUUCUCGGACGUGGGCCGCGGCGGUGCGGCGGGCGCAGGAGGGUCCACGCGCCAGGCUUCCGGGCCGGCCGCCUGGGGACGCAGCCGGCCGGGCCGGAGUGCGGCUAGCCGAGUCGCCGAGGGGAAGCAGGAUCAGGCACAGGCUACACAUCCCGCGCAGUUCGGUGGAACUAUACAAGCUGUGCAGCACGGAGCCACCCCAGCGGUCAGACGAGGAAGCCGCCCUCGACCUGGUGCGCAAGGUGUUCAUCACCCCGUUUCAGAGGUGCCCUGCGCACGCGCAGGUGUGCAUUGUCCAGUCAGCGAUGGCCAGCGCAGGCCUCGGCGACGCCGCCCCAGCGAGGGCGCCGCCCGGCGGUGGCGGCAGCAGCAGCAGCACGGGCGGCGCGCCGCGCGCCGCGCAACGGCCCGCCGCCCUGGGCGCGCCCCCGGAGCACAGGCAGCGCGCCCCUGGGGCGCCACAGGCGCGCCACAGCGGCAGCAGCGCGGGCGGCGCGCCCCAGGCGGCCAGCGACUCGCCGCGCCAGUCCUCCGCCGUGGGCCGCCCGCAAGCAGGAAGCCUGGAGCAGGCGAGGAAGGUCGGCACGAAGAUGGCGCUGAGAUUCGCGGACAGCUGCAGACGAACCGUCGCCAAGAGCCGGUCGAUGGCGGUGGCGUUCGUGCGGGACCCGCGGAUCGUUGCUGUCUGGUACAAGGACAUUCGGGACACGGUGGCGCAUUUUUGUACCUGGGUGGCUACAGGGUUCCGGUUAUUCUGGGCAGAUUUGCGAACUUCUUUCGUUCUGGCGAAGCGUGUAUUACAAGGCUUUCCACUAACGGUCCGCCAGCGAAAGUUGCUCGUGCGCACCACCUCGGACUGCCUGAAGCUGAUACCGUUCUCUUUCUUCAUCAUAGUGCCCUUCGCGGAGGUGCUGCUCCCCUUCGCCCUGCGCCUGUUCCCGAACAUGCUGCCCUCGACCUUCUUUGACAAGAAGGUCGAUGACGCCAGUCUGGCCCGAAAGUUCAAAGCGAAGCAGGAGCUCGCCGAGUUCUGGCAGCAGGUGGUCGUGCAGCGGACGCAGGCGCCCGCGUUGGGCGCGCGAGGCGCGCGUCGGGCGCGCGCGGAGGCGAGGCGGGUGCCCGCGUAGGGCGCCCGUGCGGGGCGCGCGUGGAUUGUUUCUCACGCCAAGUCGCG